This is a messenger RNA of Gamsiella multidivaricata, 1083 nucleotides long. Its product is annotated as kinase-like domain-containing protein. Bases 162 to 1013 code for a protein of 283 amino acids. Gene Ontology annotation, biological process: peptidyl-serine phosphorylation; autophagy; protein autophosphorylation. Gene Ontology annotation, molecular function: ATP binding; protein serine/threonine kinase activity. The transcript has a single exon. Lineage: Eukaryota; Fungi; Mortierellomycota; Mortierellomycetes; Mortierellales; Mortierellaceae. Gene Ontology annotation, cellular component: autophagosome; cytoplasm. The record is from RefSeq and is a predicted model, not a curated record.
UAUGCAUCGCAUCGUCCUCGACGCACAAGCCAGCCCUUAUUUCCUCCCCAAACAGCCCAGUUGGAUCAGUAGCUAACCCUCAUACCUCUUCCUCGCCUCUCCUCUCCUCUCUGCAGCACGAUCUGUCCACCAUCGAGUUCGGCAUCCGCAUCGCGGACUUCAUGCCCCUCGCCUUCAAGACCGUCCCGGUCGCUGGCCUCGCCGAGAAGGAGCUUCAGCUCCUCCACGACCUCGUCAAUCUGCCCAACAUCAUCCAGCUCCAGGACUCGUUCGUCAACGACAACGGCGACACCGUCCUGGUCCUGCCCAUGCUUAAAAGGUUCGACUGCCACGCCGUCAACCACAGCCUUUGCUCCAUCCGCAAGACCACCACCCAGAUCCUCACUGGCCUGGCGGCGGUCCAUGCCAAGAACAUUGUCCAUCUCGACAUCAAUCCCUCCAACCUCAUGGUCACCCACGCCAAGAAGGACGUCGUCAUCAUCGACUUUGGUCUCUCCAUGACCGUCGACCGUGCCUGCAAGGACUCCAAGCCCCAGGUCCCUGCUUGCGGCACCACGGGCUACAUCGCCCCUGAGGUCCUCAACCCUCACUUCUACGAGGCCCAUGACCCCACUGCAGCAGAUCUCUACUCGCUCGGUAUUGUCCUCGGCCAGAUGCUCGAGCCCUACAUUCCCGACUGCGACCUGCAUUAUUUUGGCUCAAAGUAUCUCGCCAUCGAGAACACGAACCAGACGGUCGCCUACCUCAAAGAAUUUAUUGCUCAAGGCGCGCACUAUCCUCGCGCCCUGGUUCAGGCCGCGGAUUUGCUUCGAUGCAUGCUCGAAGAGAACCCCAAGGACCGCCAGUCUGCCCAGGAACUGCUCGACACUCACCCUUUCCUCAACUCUUGCCCUGAGACUAGCAGCCCUUCGACGCUGCUGCUCUGCGACUGGCUCUGCCGUGUCCAGGAGAUCAAGUACCAAAAAUACUUAAUGCAGGCACAGCUGGACUGCGAGAUCGUUCGUUACCGCUAAACCAUUAUCCCUACCCCACCCGCCUUUUUUUUCCAACCCUUGUAUAGUCACCCCCCCUUUGUACUCUAGC